Messenger RNA from Arachis duranensis, 825 nucleotides. RefSeq lists its product as uncharacterized. NCBI's taxonomy places the organism in Eukaryota, Viridiplantae, Streptophyta, Magnoliopsida, Fabales, Fabaceae. The coding region runs from base 1 to 825 and encodes 274 amino acids. The transcript is spliced from 3 exons. The record is from RefSeq and is a predicted model, not a curated record. Gene Ontology annotation, molecular function: protein dimerization activity.
AUGGAUAAAGUUGUCAAAAUGCUAGAAGAUGCCGUAGAAUUUGUUGGUGAAGAGAAUGUAGUGCAAAUUGUUACAGAUAAUGCUGCUAAUUAUAAGGCUGCUGGAGAAAGAAUGAUGGAGACUAGAAAAAAAUUUUGUAUUGGACACCAUCUUCCUGACUUUCAUUAUGCUAGAGGCCUCUUUGGUAAUGAAACUGCAAAGAGUAGUAGGAAGACCAUGCUACCUACUAAGUGGUGGGACUUCUAUGGAGAUAGUUGUCCAGAACUAAAGAAGUUUGCUAUCCGAGUUCUAAGCUUAACUUGUAGUUCAUCUGGUUGUGAGCGUAAUUGGAGUGCAUUUGAACUGGUUCAUACAAAGAGAAGAAAUCGGUUGCAUCAAAAGAAAAUGAAUGAUUUAGUGUAUGUGAUGUAUAAUUUGAAGUUAAAGGGCAAGCAAAUUAGAAAAACUCCAGAACUUGAAUUUGAUGCAGUGCAUUCUGAUGAUGAGUGGAUAACUGAGGAUGUUAAUGAAAAUAUUGCUGAAAGUGUUGAGCAUUCUCACUUGCCAACAAAUGACAAUACUAAUGAUGAUCCAAAUAGUAAUGAAUUUGCUAUUCCAGGUAUGAAUAUUAAUGAAUUCAACAUCGGUGAGGGAGGUGAGAAUGAGUUAAUUAGGGAUCCACAACAAAAUUUAAUAGAGGAAGAAGAUGAACAUGUGAAUGAUGAUGAUGAUUUUGUUGGCCGUGUUGAACCUGAGGCUGAAAGAAAUGAUGUUUCUGAUGAAGAUGGUGAAGAUGAUGAUAUUGAUGCCAUGGAAGAUGAAGAUAUUGGAGGAUUUGAGUUUUAG